Gorilla gorilla gorilla (western lowland gorilla) is the source of this 2053-nucleotide messenger RNA. RefSeq names its product vanin 2 (gene VNN2). Gene Ontology annotation, biological process: pantothenate metabolic process. Gene Ontology annotation, molecular function: pantetheine hydrolase activity. The transcript has 7 exons. NCBI's taxonomy places the organism in Eukaryota, Metazoa, Chordata, Mammalia, Primates, Hominidae. The coding region runs from base 22 to 1584 and encodes 520 amino acids. The record is from RefSeq and is a predicted model, not a curated record.
AGAAAUCACUAAACCUUGGCCAUGGUCACUUCCUCUUUUCCAAUCUCUGUGGCAGUUUUUGCCAUAAUAACCCUGCAGGUUGGUACUCAUGACAGUUUUAUAGCUGCAGUGUAUGAACAUGCUGUCAUUUUGCCAAAUAAAACAGAAACACCAGUUUCUCAGGAGGAUGCCUUGAAUCUCAUGAACAAGAAUAUAGACAUUCUGGAGACAGCGAUCAAGCAGGCAGCUGAGCAGGGUGCUCGAAUCAUUGUGACUCCAGAAGAUGCACUUUAUGGAUGGAAAUUUACCAGGGAAACUGUUUUCCCUUAUCUGGAGGAUAUCCCAGACCCUCAGGUGAACUGGAUUCCGUGUCAAGACCACCACAGAUUUGGUCACACACCAGUACAAGCAAGACUCAGUUGCCUGGCCAAGGACAACUCUAUCUAUGUCUUGGCAAAUUUGGGGGACAAAAAGCCAUGUAAUUCCCGUGACUCCACAUGUCCUCCUAAUGGCUACUUUCAAUACAAUACCAAUGUGGUGUAUAAUACAGAAGGAAAACUCGUGGCACGUUACCAUAAGUACCACCUGUACUCUGAGCCUCAGUUUAACGUCCCUGAAAAGCCGGAGUUGGUGACUUUCAACACCGCAUUUGGAAGGUUUGGCAUUUUCACGUGCUUUGAUAUAUUCUUCUAUGAUCCUGGUGUUACCCUGGUGAAAGAUUUCCAUGUGGACACCAUACUGUUUCCCACAGCUUGGAUGAACAUUUUGCCCCUUUUGACAGCUAUUGAAUUCCAUUCAGCUUGGGCUAUGGGAAUGGGAGUUAAUCUUCUUGUGGCCAACACACAUCGUGUCAGCCUAAAUAUGACAGGAAGUGGUAUUUAUGCACCAAAUGGUCCCAAAGUGUAUCAUUAUGACAUGAAGACAGAGUUGGGAAAACUUCUCCUUUCGGAGGUGGAUUCACAUCCCCUAUCCUCGCUUGCCUACCCAACAACUGUGAAUUGGAAUGCCUACGCCACCACCAUCAAACCAUUUCCUGUACAGAAAAACACUUUCAGGGGAUUUAUUUCCAGGGAUGGGUUCAACUUCACAGAACUUUUUGAAAAUGCAGGAAAUCUUACAGUCUGUCAAAAGGAGCUUUGCUGUCAUUUAAGCUACAGAAUGUUACAAAAAGAAGAGAAUGAAGUGUACGUUCUAGGAGCUUUUACAGGAUUACAUGGCCGAAGGAGAAGAGAGUACUGGCAGGUCUGCACAAUGCUGAAGUGCAAAACUACUAAUUUGACAACUUGUGGAUGGCCAGUAGAAACUGCUUCUACAAGAUUUGAAAUGUUCUCCCUCAGUGGCACAUUUGGAACAGAGUAUGUUUUUCCUGAAGUGCUACUUACCGAAAUUCAUCUGUCACCUGGAAAAUUUGAGGUGCUGAAAGAUGGGCGUUUGGUAAACAAGAAUGGAUCAUCUGGGCCUAUCCUAACAGUGUCACUCUUUGGGAGGUGGUACACAAAGGACUCACUUUACAGCUCAUGUGGGAACAGCAAUUCAGCAAUAACUUACCUGCUAAUAUUCAUAUUAUUAAUGAUCGUAGCUGUGCAAAAUAUUGUAAUGGUAUAGGGCAUCUCUUUAUCACUCAGCUUCUGCAUCAUAUACUUGGCUGAAUGUGUUUAUCGGCUUCCCAAGUUUACUAAGAAACUUUGAAGGGCUAUUUCAGUAGUAUAGACCAGUGAGUCCUAAAUAUUUUUUCUCAUCAAUAAUUAUUUUUUAAGUAUUAUGAUAAUGUUGUCCAUUUUUUUGGCUACUCUGAAAUGUUGCAGUGUGGAACAAUGGAAAGAGCCUGGGUGUUUGGGUCAGAUAAAUGAAGAUCAAACUCCAGCUCCAGCCUCAUUUGCUUGAGACUUUGUGUGUAUGGGGGACUUGUAUGUAUGGGAGUGAGGAGUUUCAGGGCCAUUGCAAACAUAGCUGUGCCCUUGAAGAGAAUAGUAAUGAUGGGAAUUUAGAGGUUUAUGACUGAAUUCCCUUUGACAUUAAAGACAGUUUGAAUUCACCUAGUUUUCUGUGCUAAUGUUUAUCAGGAGAUUUACUU